AUAGCAGUAUUUAACAAAUGUUUAUUCUGUCCUGCUAGAUAUUUAUCACGUAACUAAUGCACCCAAAGUCCAUCAUCCUGUUGAAUCACCCUCCAAGAAUUCUUAGCAAGCCAGGCAGAGUUCAUACUACGCAUAUUCUCGAGGCCUAAUCCACCCACUAAUUUAGGCGAACAAACUUGUUUCCAGUCCACUUUCUGAAUCUUUUAUAGCAUACACCGCAAGAGAAGAAGUAACAACUUGAAUCAAAGUAGUCUGCCUUACUAGUGAGAGUGUGAGCUUUCCAAGCAGCAAGUCUUUUUUGGGUCCGUUCUACCAAGUCCUUGCAAGUCGUCAUCGUUUCUACUUCUCAAAACUUCAACUUUUCUUUGAUUUUUCCAGCCGUUCGAUUCUCUGAAGUCAAUCGAGACCAUCCAAAUGAUUGCCGGCCUAAGUUUACACAUACUAUGGUAGGCAAAGAAGCAAAGCUCAUCACUUUGCCUCCUUAUACCUAAUGAUUGCCGACUUGCAGUUCAGAGCAAGCAAGGUGGGAACUUUCUGAACAAAUAAAGUUUGGGAGGGAGAGAGAGUGAGUGAGAAGGAAGAGAGAGAAGCGCGAGGCUUUAGCUUUUGAAGAGAGAGAGCUUUGGCUUUUGAAAAGGAGAGAGGGAAGCUUGUCGAGAAAUGGAGGGCAGCAGCAGUAGUAAGAGUGGCGUUGUGGUGGUGGCCAAUGAGAGAGGGCCAAGUGGGGGGAAUCCGAAUCCAGAAUCCGUUUACUUUGAAAGUGGGUCAAGUAUUUACAGGCUUUGGCGUAGGCUGCGGUGUUGGUAUCGGAGUUGGCCGCCCUAUAAAUCUAGGUGCAAUACCAGCACUGAAUCAAGUCAUGGGUGCUACAAGAGGUGCCACUGAUGCAUUAUCUGGUGUUAGCAGGCAUGUAAACAACACUUUGAGGAAGGUGGGAGCCAAGAGCAUUGAAGCCGGCAUUGGAUGUGGAGUUGGUAUUGGCCAUGGUUUUGGAGUUGGCCUUGCUCCGAUGCCAGGAGUGUUGCAGCAAAUUCAAUUUCGUUUUGUACAAGGAAUGACAAAGAUGAUGAUGAAGUUUGGAAUUUUUCCCAAUUUACCCAUUGGUCAAGGUGCCCUCCCAAGUCCUUUGCAAAGUGCCAUGGGAACUUUAAAUGACCUGAGCCAACAUAAAAUGGGAAGUAACACGCAGUUGUCAACAAAACUAACAGACUACGCAUCUCAAGGCUUGCCUGGAUGUGGACAUAACGGUGCUGGUUCUCCAGUUGAUACACCUUUUGGUAGUCGAAUAGAAAAUGUUCUCAGCAGUUUCCAGAAUCCACUUCUGAAAGGAAAGGACAGUGAACAGAAUGAAGGGGCUGGACGCGUGAGGUCGGAGAAUAAAAUCCUUCAAAUGAUAUUGAAACACCAGCAAGUCAUUGAAGAGCUCAUGGAGGAGAACGAGAAGCUUCGCCAAGUACUAGUGGAAGACCUGAAAGUAUCACCUAGCAAGCUGCAAGCAAGUUAUUCAAGUAAAAACACAUCUCCGUGUACAGAUUGUUUCGAGUGCCGAAGAAAACAAAGGAGAAAGUAGAUGAAGUAUAAAGAUUCUGUUAGAUAGCUUUCAAGCGCAAUGACAAC
Molecule: messenger RNA, 1617 nt
Organism: Malus domestica (apple)
Lineage: Eukaryota; Viridiplantae; Streptophyta; Magnoliopsida; Rosales; Rosaceae
Source: RefSeq, a predicted model, not a curated record